Rhagoletis zephyria (snowberry fruit fly) is the source of this 2676-nucleotide messenger RNA. RefSeq names its product bestrophin 1 (gene Best1). The record is from RefSeq and is a predicted model, not a curated record. Gene Ontology annotation, molecular function: chloride channel activity. Lineage: Eukaryota; Metazoa; Arthropoda; Insecta; Diptera; Tephritidae.
GCGAGGCGAACAUCCAGCAGCUCUGGCAACACCACCUUAUCGCCAUGUUCUUUCCAAUAUAUUUAUGCUGCCCCAACUAAGAUGGAUUUUUACAAUCAAACACCAACACAUGCUCAUUGAAAUACCGUCAUGCACUCAAAUUGUGACAAAAAGCGACAAAUUGUAAAUGCAGAUACUAAAAAUCUCAAAGAGAUUACUUUAAACGUUUUUAAAAGCCAAUUGUGAUAAACAAAAAACCAAAAAGUGCGAGAAAAUGACAGUAACCUACACGGCGGAGGUAGCAACCUGUAGAGGCUUUGGCUGCUUUCUGAAAUUGCUGCGAAGAUGGCGCGGCAGUAUCUAUAAAUUAGUUUGGCUAGAUCUCAUCGCAUUUCUCAUUCUCUACUACGUACUUAGUAUAGUGUAUCGUUUUGUAUUAAAUGAAAAUCAAAAGCAAAUAUUCGAAGGCGUUGCCAAAUAUUGCUACAGCUACAGUGAUCUUAUACCGCUGUCCUUUGUGCUGGGUUUCUAUGUGUCCAUAGUGAUGACACGAUGGUGGAAUCAGUACACCAGCAUACCUUGGCCCGAUCCGAUUGCCGUUUUUGUCAGCGCCAAUGUCCAUGGACAGGAUGAACGUGGGCGUGUUAUGCGUCGUACAAUUAUGCGUUACGUCUGCCUCUGUUUAACAAUGGUGUUGAUUAAUGUGUCGCCGCGCGUAAAAAAACGAUUUCCCGAGCUAACACAUCUCGUCGAUGCAGGUCUCUUGAACGACAAUGAGAAGGCGAUUAUCGAGAGUAUGAAUAAGGGAUUUCCGCGUCACUCCAAGCAUUGGUUGCCCAUUGUGUGGGCGGCAAGUAUUAUAACCAGGGCACGCAAGGAAGGACGUAUACGUGAUGAUUUUGCUGUGAAAACAAUUAUCGAUGAAUUAAAUAAAUUUCGAGGUCAAUGCGGUUUACUAAUAUCGUACGAUACGAUCAGCGUGCCGCUUGUGUAUACGCAAGUGGUCACCUUGGCGGUCUAUUCGUUCUUUCUCUGCUCGGUGAUGGGUCAGCAGUGGACCCAGGAUAAGGAGGCUUUUCAGAAGAUCGAUUUAUACUUUCCAGUAUUUACGACACUGCAAUUUUUCUUCUACAUGGGUUGGCUAAAGGUGGCCGAAUCGCUGAUCAAUCCAUUCGGUGAAGAUGACGAUGAUUUUGAGGUCAACUGGAUGGUGGAUCGUAAUCUGCAGGUCUCCUACCUAAUAGUCGACGAAAUGCAUCACGAUCAUCCCGAACUAAUCAAAGAUCAAUACUGGGAAGAGGUGUUCCCCAAUGAACUGCCAUAUACCGUGGCAUCUGAACGUUUCCGUGAGGAGCAUCCCGAACCGUCUACAGCCAAGAUCGAGGUGUCGAAUAAGGCCGCCAUGCCAACAACGCUCUCUAGCGUACGCAUCGACGAAAUGGUUGGUAACAAAGGGUCAACCAAGCAAUUGUCGUUACAAGGGCUAACCCAAAAUCCAGAUCAAACCCAAACACAGACACCAAUGCAAGCAGUUAAUUAUAAAUUUCCUGAAAUGUCACAAGAAGAGGAGGCCGAUGAUGCUAGUGGCAUUCAUUUCACAGCCGGCAAUGGCAAGGUGCGACACGGCUCUUCGCCCAGCCUUGCCAGCUUAAGUGGCACAUUGUCGCGCGUCAAUACAGUUGCAUCGGCGCUAAAGCGCUUCCUCAGUCGUGAAGAGCGUCCCGGCUCCACAACACCAGUCGAUGAGAUUUCACAAAAAAAUCGUUUUCCUGGCAGUGCAAGUUCGGCCAGUCUAACCGGCAAUUUGAUUAUGAAGCCACCCGGUAGUAUACGCAUCACUGAUCAAGUCAUCGAAGAGGUCGACGAACAAACCACAAUCACAUCGCAGCGUGCCAACGAUCAGGUACGCCCGAAUGUGCGCGAUAUUUUCUUGCAGGAUCUCAACAAUCAAAGUUCAUCGGCGGCACAGCGCUCCGUGCCUAUGGAUAUUCCGCCCAGACCCGCGUCAUACAUGCGCACACAGUCCACUUACGAGCCGACGCUCUUUCCGCCGGGCGGUGUGGAGGCAUUGCUUAGCACGUCUGCGCCAACGAAUGGCAGUCCACGCAUGGUGCAGACAGUGCCAAACUCACCAGUUGCUGAUCCAUCGAGCACCAAAUCUCUCUUUGAUCAGCAAAUCAAUCAGGAAAAGGGCAGUUGCGAAACGGGUAAGUGUAAAAAUUUCGAGAGAGAGUUUGAUGCAUAAAAACACAAACAACUUCAGCAUUAAAAAAAAUUUCAUUUAUCCAUUUUUUUUUUGUUUUGGAAAUCAGCAUUAGAACGUCCCGCCGAUGCGCCGCAGGUUUUCAGAUGGUUUUUAUCGACUGGUAAAAUUUUUGUUAAAACUUAUUUUAAUUUUGCUAAAUUCCUUGUUGUUUAGUUAGUUGUUCCUUUUCUAAGUAUAGUGAACAAGUUCGGUUGCUUUUUCUCUACAUAUGUAGACUUUUGUAACAGUAUUUAUUGGCAUGUCUUGUUUUUGAUUACUUAAUUAUUGUAUAAACUGUUUUAUGCGCUGUCUUGCAGACGAGAAAAAUUAAAAUAAGUUCGCCAUUAACCCCAAUUUGAUUCUUUGUUUAUACUUAUUCGAAUUAGGAUUGCUUAGCUGCCGUUAACUUUUUUGAUAUUGUACUGUGACACACAUAGAUAGAUACAUACAUA